CUUCAACACGACUUAGCUCAGCUCAGUUCACUUUGCGCAAUGUUCGGAAUCGGAGCAAUAGAUGUGAAACCAAUUGCCGGAAGGCGACCUUUUCAGGCAGUGGUGCUGACGAUCCUGGCAGUUCUGGCAUCAGCUGAUCGAGCCCAAGCGUUCCUCAAAUCCUUCGAAGAGCUAAGUGUUCAUACGCUUCCCGAUUCGGGUUCGUUGGACGAUUGUUCUCUUCGCAUGCAGAAACUGGUAGAUCGAGAAGCAUUGCCCACUUCAGCUGAGUAUCCCUCAUAUUCGAGGGAGUUUGCACACUUGGCAGCAAUUGGAUGGAAACAAUCCACUGGCGACGUUGAGUGGAGAUGUUCCGGCACUUUGAUUGCGGAAGAUUUUGUGCUCACCGCAGCCCACUGUACUCAAGACGAAGAGGCAGAACCCACAGCAGUCCGAUUCGGUGACCUAGAUCUUUAUAACGCCGAGGAUGAUCGCUUUGCUCAGCAACUGGAAAUCAAGGAAAUCAUUCGAUAUCCACAGUUCGAUUCCAACAGCGCCUAUCACGAUGUGGCGUUGAUCAGACUUGCAAAACCGGUGACUGUGACUGAUUUUGUAACACCGGCUUGUUUGUUUACCAAUGAUUCAUCUUCAUUUUCAAAAAUGUAUGCCACCGGAUGGGACUUUUAUACUGAUGUCUCACCACCAAUCUACAACACUGCCUUGAAUCAUAUUGAUCAGGAUCGAUGCAAGUUUUGGUAUCGUACCAAUAGGGAAGCCUUCCGUAAGGGGAUCAAUCGAAUGCUGAUGUGUGCCGGUGAUGAAAUAAUCAAAACCUGCCCUGGGGAUACCGGUGGGCCUCUACAGGUCCGACUGCUAUCCAGUUCCAAGUAUACGCCAUUUGUCAUUGGCAUAUCAGUGCUAGGAGUUCCAUGCGGACAAACAACGCCCGGGGUUUACGCAAAGAUAGCUCAUUAUAUUAAUUGGAUCGAAGACGUAACCAAGAGGAAUUAUUUUCCCCAAGAGUGUGUCACAAGGCACAUUUCGAAACGGGAAUGGGAUGAGGCGCUUGUUCCAGCUGCUGUCAAGAGCACUUAUAACCACCCACAACUGACCGGCAAAAAGGAAUCGAUGUCGGUCGACCCACUUAACGCUCAGCUACAGAUCUUCAAAGAAUUCAAGUGUGCCGUAGGGAAGGACGCCGACAACAUUGAUUGGAUCUGUGGCUGUACGAUAGUGGCACAGGAUUUCGCACUGACAUCAGCUCGUUGCGUGAAGAAUAUCGACGUCGACAUCGUCAACUACAAAAACGACUGGAAGCACAUUGACGAGAUAAUCUUCCACCCGGAGUACGACAAAAAAACGCUUUACAACGAUCUGGCACUGAUACGGCUGCAGACCGAUAACAGGAAUCGAUACGAUUGGAAAUCCGUUUCUUGUGUCGCCGGCAUCGGAGAUCAAAGCCGGUUCCUUUCGUUCGGCAUCGGACCGUACAACUUGAACGAUGACGGCACGAUGGAUAACAACACCGAUGGGACCGAGCGCUACCUAACAGCCACUUUAGAACUGCUACCAAGGGACAACUGCACCGAGUACUACAAGAAAUAUGGCAUCCUGAAGGAUGGCAUCAACGAGACACAAUUUUGCACCUGGUCCAAGGACUUUCUCGUGCCGGGGGCAUGCGAGCCGUGGAAUGGGAACGAAGUGCUGAACGAAAUGAGACCCGCGAGUGACACCAAUCCAUUCCCGGAGGAUCUGAUUGGGGUCGGUUCAUAUGCGCCUGACUGUGGAUUUGGUCGACCGUUGGUUGCGUCCCGGGCAGUGGCCUUCCGCGAAUGGAUGAAUUCGGUUAUCUACAAAACGAUUAACGUCAACACCGUACCCCAAGUGCUGAUGGAAAAGGAACUGGCACUGGACUAUAUCUGCGAGGGAACGAAUCGUGAGGCCGGCGUUUGCGUCCAUAUUGACCACUGCAAUCAUCGGGCACUGCUGGUCGAAAUCAAAUUCUGCGCCAAUGAAACGGCACCGAUAGUGUGCUGCCCGGUGAACUCGUUCAUUGCCACCGCUCAUCUGCCGCUGCUGACCGACUGUGAAACCAAUUACCAGCGCUUCAGGAAGAAGCAUGUCGAUUUCGCGUCACCCGAAGGGCUCCGCAUCGAGGAGAGCGAACAUCCGCACUCGGUCAUGAUUGGGUGGAAAGUCAAUAAGACUGCUACCAACUGGAACUGCAUGGGCACGUUAAUUAACAAAAACACCGUUCUUACGACGGCGGGCUGUACCAACUCGGUCAAAAGACGCAGUCCGGAUGUCAUCAGCAUCGGUGAACCCGACGUCAGUAAAAUCAACGACGGUGAGGCACAAAUUAUCCCAGUGAUGGAAACCAUUCCCUACCCCAGUUACAACCCGAAAACACACGACAACGACAUUGCCAUUCUGAAGCUCGACUCGGACGUUUCUGUCAACGAGAAUGCGGUGCCGGCCUGUUUGUGGCGCGAUUUAAAUCGAACGCCUUACUACGCACAGGAGGUCCAGUUCAAUAAACAGUUUUUCACCGCUCGGGACAAGAACCUGGUGCACAAUCGGGACUGCAAACAGUUCACCUCCCACACCGAGCUGACCAACGAUCAGAUGUGCUGGCAGGAGUUGAAGCUGCACCCGAAUGGUACCGAGGCGGGCAACUGCGGCCACAAGGGCGAUCCGUUCAUCGCGUUCCAGCGGACCAACAGCGUCUACCUGCCCUAUCUGGUGGGGCUGUACAGCUUCGGGGACAAACAGCGGUGCGUUUCCGGUGAGCCAGUGGUCGCAACCCGGAUCUCGUCCUACAUCAACUGGAUCAGUCUGUAUUUACUGUAAUGGGGUGUGUACAGUGCAGUGACCAGCGUGUAAGCGAUGCGGCGCACAGUGGCGUGCAUUCGGAUAAAAAAAUAUACAAAACUAUAUGAAUUUAAAGUCGUGAAACCUCCAAAUGUAUUUAAGAUCAAGCCGCGUAACCUUUGAUCUAUCGGUUUUUUAUUGAAUUAUAAAACGAGCAAUGGGUGAUGUCUGGGACAUAACCGCGAAGUGUGAAGUGACAUAAUAUACCCGACUUCCGAAAUAAUUUGAUUUCGAAAAAUAAUUUGUAAUAUGUACUAGUAAUAAAAAAGAUAUUUUAGUUACUAGAUGAAGAUUGUCGCUACUGUUCCCUUUGUUCUGCUGUCCGAAACAUGUGUGGUACAUACCUGUCAAAUCGUAUGGAUUUUCCUUCUUUGACAUUUAGCUCCCCUAUCCUCGCCAGCAAAAGAUGUUCCGGACAGCGACGACAGCGACAAUCUUUAUCUAGUAACUAAAAUAUCUUUUAGUAAUAAGGAUAGGUCAGAAAAUGUUUAAAACAAUUUAGAUAAUGAGAAUGUUUCGAAAUUUUUCAUUGAUAAAAAUAAGUAAUGAAUAAAUUUUGUGAUCCCUUCCAAAAGAUUGUUGGGAAGUUUUUAAUUACUCUUACUUACUGACAUUUACGAAAAAGAUAGAGUUUUGAAUUCAAAAUAUUGAUACUGGUAUCACUAUUAGCAUGUACAUUAUUUGUAAAAAAGAUCAAUGGCGUCGGUUACGCUGGUGGACCCUAAGGUCUUAACAGUAGAAGCAUAAGUACUAGAACGCUAGUGGCGCUGUAGUCAUUUAAAUUAUUUUGCCAAAUUAUGCUCCAACAAGCUUCAAUUGGCCAUAAUUUAUGCAUCAUGCUGUAGGUUAUGUUUAAUUCCAUCACCAACAUCGGUUUGACAUUUGGUCGGGGUUCGACCAAAUCGCACCAAGCGCCAACAAAAAAUUACUCAUUUUUCUACCCAAGUUUUCGUUUAGUAGAUUUAGUUGGUCAUCAAUCGCAUCGGAUAUCCCUUAACCCCAUAACUGAGGAUAUCCUACAACAAAUGAAUAAAU
Molecule: messenger RNA, 3885 nt
Organism: Armigeres subalbatus
Lineage: Eukaryota; Metazoa; Arthropoda; Insecta; Diptera; Culicidae
Exons: 12
Coding region: 40-2829 (929 amino acids)
Biological process (GO): proteolysis
Molecular function (GO): serine-type endopeptidase activity
Source: RefSeq, a predicted model, not a curated record